Cricetulus griseus (Chinese hamster) is the source of this 4430-nucleotide messenger RNA. Lineage: Eukaryota; Metazoa; Chordata; Mammalia; Rodentia; Cricetidae. The record is from RefSeq and is a predicted model, not a curated record.
CUGAAGUCACUUCUUGCUCAAGCUCUGGAAAGGCUCAGGUAAGAAGUGUCUCCACAGCCAGAGCACUAGUCUCCUAUGACCAGGGCAGCCCUGAGAAAAUGCCACAGCACAGGAAGAAGAGGGCACAUAUGUCUGUCACUGUCACCACUGGGCAGUAGCCCCUCGGUAAAUGGUGGCUGUGCUAAGAUCAUUUGCUAUUAAAAUUUAGUAGUCUAUCUGAUGGUGAGGGGACACCACCGUGCUCAUGACUCUUGUUCUGGCUGUAAUCACAUCCUGGUCCCACCUCAGCAGAUGGCUGUUAGGCAGAAAGUGGCAUUAAAGGUCUCUCUUUCCUCCGUUACUCCUGGACUGUUUCCAGUAGAACUAAGACAUGGCAGAGCAGCAGGCAGCAGGGGUGACCCUGUAGCCUACACGGGCAGGAGGUGGGGGGGCUUUCAGGGGAAGCUGCUGCUUGCUGUCUUAGGUUUCUCAUGGUGCUGUAUUAAGAGCAAGUUCGUUAGUUCCAGCAGUGCCUGUCCUCAGCUGUGCUGCAGCACUACACACCACUCCUAAAAAGCAGGGCAGCUGGGAGGUGCAUGCAGCUAAACCCACCAAACUUAGUUUACUGCAAAUCAUUUAUACUUCAAUUAAGCGUUCAAAAAUAGAAAGGGAAAAAGCUGCCCUCUGCCUAGCCUCAAAUACUAUCUGGGACAGAUAAUGACCAUGCAAAUUUACACACACACACACACACACACACACACACACCUACCUGCCGUGCAAGUACAAAAACGCUUAAGUUGAAUCAUGUUGAAACAGUUAAGGGUAAAAAUAGACCACUUAGGCCAGGGAAAUCCUCUGCCCAGUUAAGGGCAUUGGGGAUUGAAGAUAGCUCAGCCUCGCUUGCAAGCCAUCAAUCUCCUGAGCUAAAGGAACAGAAAAGCAUGACCCUUGAUUUCACUCACAGCUGGCAAUGUGUUACCUCCCUUAGCUUGGCGGAUAGGACUGGCCUCUUCCUAAGGGUGAGCAAAGGAGCCACACAGACACACUCUGAGAUCUAGCAGUUAACAUCCACCACCACCCUGCCAGGGAGAAAGACUGAAAGCAUGGAGGAGCUGUCGUGGCCAAACACCUCCAGUGACUAUACCUUGAGAAGCCAAGAGCCCUGUGCUCAAUGCUGUCAGCUCAGGGUGGUGGUGAGGGGACGGGGACCUUUUAAGGAAACUUUAACUUGAGUGGGCUGCUCUUCUGCCAGGACUUUCCGGCCUCUAAACAUAAGCCGAUCCACAGAUGGCUGCAAGUCGGUCUGGAUCCUGACACCCGCCCUCCCCACCCCCAGCCUCAGCACCACUUGUUGGCCAAAAAUAAACACCAUUCCUCAACCAUAUAUGUCCACCAGUCCUGACGUGGGGAGGAGGCGGGAGGCAGGUCAGACCCUGGCCGGGCACACUCACGUGCGGCGGCCACUCGCCAUGCACAUAACCCAGCUCAAUCGGGAGUGCCUGCUGUGCCUCUUCUCCUUCCUCGACAAGGACAGCAGGAAGAGCCUCUCCAGGACCUGCUCCCAGCUCCGAGAUGUAUUUGAGGACCCCACCCUCUGGCCCCUGCUGCACUUCCAUUCCCUCGCAGAGCUCAAGAAGGACAACUUCCGGCUGGGCCCUGCACUGCGCAGCUUGUCUAUCUGCUGGCAUUCCAGCCGUGUGCAGGUGUGCAGCAUCGAGGAUUGGCUCAAGAGUGCCUUCCAGAGGAGCAUCUGCAGCCAGCAUGAGAGCCUGGUUAAUGAUUUCCUCCUGCAGGUGUGCAACAGGUUCAUUACCCCGGGAGCCUCUUCGGCCCCCAGAGUCCACCAUGCAGAGCUCCCAGCCCCUGGGAGGAUCAAAGGCACACAGCAGUCUCUCCCAGAGACUAAACAGCUCCAGCAGACGCAGGGGACAGGGGGCCCUGACUGCAGCCCUAGACUUUGGGACUUCCUGGCCGCCCCCUCCAGGGUAGGACUCCCGCACCUCCGCCCUGUGUCACUGCGUUCUCCCCGCAGCGCCGAGCACAGCGCGGCCAUGAUCCCCGACCAGCCGCCGCUCGCGCGCGGGUGUGCUGCCUCGGUUUCCCCGGCUGCACCUGGGGGCCAAUGCCUCCCUCACGCCACGAGUUCCUGUGGAGGACGCGCGCGCAAUUAAAGGAGCGGAUGCUUGUAAAAACAUUCGGUGGUUCUUUUUAACGUCCGCCCGGACCCCGCGGGUGCUGCCCGCGCGCGCUCACUCGCCUCAGCGGCGGGACCGCGCACUAGGCUGGCGAGGAGCCUCUGAAGGGCGGGAGUAAGAACUCGAGGCUGGGGCACACACCGAAGUAGGAGGCACAAGCCAUUCUAGAAAAACUCGCUUCGUCCCUGCAUGACUGAUAGUUACCAGUAUUUCUCUUACGGUUCUCACGAGGGAAAAUGCAUCACUUAAAAAAAAAAAAAGACCAGUAUUUAAAGAUAAAAGCAGUAGCUCUAGUUAAGUGCUUGGAUAUAGUUGAAAGAAAAGACUUUUAUUUUCUAGAUUUGCUGGCCCUGGGCAUGCACUUCAGGUCAGUUUCACUUUAGUCGUCCUGUCUCCAUGAUCAGGGCCUAGACAGGGACGGAGCAAGCAGGGUAAAGGGCACAGCUCGGAGGUGGGUAUGAAGCUCAGCGGGACUCCUCCCACCGCCAGCUGUAAUCAAGACUCAGCCAUUUAUCUGCAGCCAGGUUUUUCAGUUUUCUGUGAAAUGCUUUCCCGAUUCUGACCCACGGGUUCUUUAAUUUGUUCCCAGAUGGGAAACAGCAAGAAAAAGACAAAAAAUCUGUUCUGCUCCCACGGAGCCUCUAUUCUAGUAGAGGCAGUAAUUAGUCCAGAAGGCGGCUUGUGGGGUAGGAUGGGGAUGACUCCCCACCACCAGGGUUGGUGGCAACUCUGGUGGUGGGGAGGCACUCAGAAGGGGUUGACUUCAUCUCAUGAAGGUGACACUUGAGCCAUGAAUCGAGCCAGGGAGCCCAGCAAGCCAAAUGGAAAGUGUUACAGGCCAAUAAACUUCAGGGCGCCAAACACUGAUGGGGUGUUAGCAACAGCGAUGAGACCAGCAUGGCUGGGAAGGGAUGAGAGGAGUUGAGAACAGGAUGGAGGGAGCAGUGAAGGGCAGAUUAUGGGAAGGAUUAAAUGAGCCCUUGGGGAUCAUCUCAUGGCAGUAGGAAGCAGCACACCAAGCACAGGGAAAGCCAAUGAAGUUCAAUGAACAAAGUCCAGGCAGAUACAGCAAUCCCACUCUCUCUGGGCAGAGCAAAUCUGCUGUCAAAGGCCUGAGCCCACAGGGUUAAGGCGUUAUUUCCAACUAAAAUAAGCUGAAGCCUGCAGACUGCACACCUCAGCUCAGCGGGAGAGAAAGCACUGCUGUCACUGGGAGUUAACACAGGAGUCAAAGGGACCUUAACCUCAUCAGCACAGAGCCUUACUCUCUCAGGGGAAACUCCUCUGGCCCAGAGGCCCAGGCAGGGCCUUCCUACCUCAAGCCCAGAAUUAAGGACUUGUCUUUAUCCAGAAGGCCCUGGUGUCCCCCAGAAACUUCAAUGUUUCUCUAAGGCCCAAUUCCAUGUGAAAACUUCAAUAAAAUGAUGCCAUGAUUAUCUGCUUUUCACUGUGAUUCAUGCACUACUUAUCAUGGCUGGCAGAACCUCAUUUUUCUUUCAUGUUCUCUGAACACAAACACUGCCUUUCUACUGAUGAAUGACUACCUUCCCAUUUCUCUGCCUGGUACCUUAUUUCCCUUGACUCCAUGGGACACAGACCUGGUAGGAAUAAAAGAGACAAGCUGCCCACAGACUUCCAACUCUUUUUGGUAUACUGCAGAAGCCUCACAGCCACCUAGAGGUGGCCCCUCUGUCCCCAACAUGUUCAGAUGCCACUCUAGCACAGAUGGGCAAUUACCAACGACCCAUGGGGGGGGGCUCAAGCACCAAGUGGGGCUUUCUCAGUCCCUCACACAAUUCUCUCCCAUACAGAUACUAGCGCUCAUAUGAAUUCACGGCACUUAUUUAUGCUUGCUGAGUCCCUGCAGGUACACAGCUGUCCCUUCUGGACCACGCUUUCCGUUGAUGUCCUUUGGUACUAUCGCUCGCUCAUUCUGUCUCCUCUAGUUCUUACCACAUGGCAUUGGCACAGAAAUGCUGUCUCACACCGGAUGUGCUGAAGCUUUGCAGGAGGAGGGGUGGUGCCAGAAAGCUCUGUUCCAGAGUGAGGAAACAAAACGAGUCACCCAGGAUGCCAGCAGAACAAAGGGAAGGAGGCAGCCAGGCCCUGGCGUCUCCCACCACUGUGACCCUCAGUAGUAUCUUUUUCAGAUGAAACCUGCCCCAGUUUCUGAAUAGCCAAAGAGCUUCAAAGUGACACUGGCUGAACAGUAAAGCUCAUGCCAUCUGGGCUCAUGUCUGCCUCAACUCCUAGCCC